UCUCUCACUAUAUAAAGUCUAAACCCUCCCUCCCUCCCUUUUCUCCCUCAUCCGAAAUCUCUCCGGAAUUUCUCUCGCUCUCUCUCUUCCACCUCCUUCUUUCUCUAUAACCUUACGCUCCUUCUAGGGUUUUGGCUUGUUGCUUGGUGGUGUUGUUGGUGGUGGCCGUACACCUUCUAGGGUUUAUCACAGCCCACCGUGUUAAUUCUUCACUAUGGCUGCCGAGAGGCUCAGAGAUUUGAGCCAGCCGAUUGAUGUGGCUUUGCUUGACGCCACUGUCGCCGCCUUCUAUGGCACCGGAUCUAAGGAAGAGAGAAAUGCUGCCGACCAGAUUUUGCGUGACCUGCAAAAUAAUCCGGACACUUGGCUGCAAGUCAUGCAUAUUUUACAAAACACUCAAAAUCUGAAUACCAAGUUCUUUGCCUUGCAGGUUCUAGAAGGUGUGAUUAAAUACAGAUGGAAUGCUUUACCUGUUGAGCAGCGAGAUGGAAUGAAGAAUUUUAUUUCUGAUGUUAUUGUAAAGCUUUCCAGUGAUGAGGCUUCGUUUCGAGUGGAAAGGUUGUAUGUCAACAAGCUUAACAUUAUAUUAGUUCAGAUAUUGAAGCAUGAGUGGCCAGCAAGAUGGCAAAACUUUAUUCCUGACCUUGUUUUAGCAGCUAAAACUAGUGAAACAAUUUGUGAGAAUUGUAUGGCGAUAUUGAAACUUCUGAGUGAGGAGGUUUUCGAUUUUUCAAGAGGAGAGAUGACUCAGCAGAAGAUAAAAGAGCUUAAACAAUCAUUGAAUAGUGAUUUUCAUCUCAUCCACGAGUUAUGCUUGUAUGUCUUAUCUGCAUCCCAGCGGACUGAACUCAUUCGCGCAACACUAUCUACAUUACAUGCCUUCCUAUCUUGGAUUCCCUUGGGAUACAUAUUUGAAUCACCCCUGCUUGAGACACUCCUCAAGUUUUUUCCAAUUCCAGCAUAUCGGAACCUGACAUUGCAAUGCCUAACAGAGUUACAGGUGGCAGCCCUUCAAUUUGGGAACUAUUAUGAUGCGCAGUAUGUUAAGAUGUAUAAUAUAUUCAUGGCUCAAUUGCAGCAGAGCAUACUCCCUCCUACUACAAAUAUACCCGAGGCUUAUGCACAUGGUUCCAGUGAGGAACAAGCAUUUAUACAGAACCUGGCGCUGUUCUUCACUUCUUUUUACAAGUCUCACAUUAGAAUUCUGGAAACUUCACAAGAGAAUGUAUCUUCUUUGCUAUUGGGUCUUGAAUAUCUUAUCAACAUUUCAUAUGUGGAUGACACAGAGGUUUUUAAGGUUUGUCUGGACUAUUGGAACAUUUUGGUAUUGGAGCUGUUUGAGGCACACCGCAAUUUGGAAAAUCCUGCUGUGGCUGCUGCAAACUUAAUGGGUCUUCAGCAGGUUCCAAUGAUGCUACCUGGUAUGGUUGAUGGUCAUGGUUCACAAGUUCUUCAGCGCAGGCAGCUUUAUGCUGGCCCAAUGUCAAAGUUGAGAAUGCUUAUGAUCUGUCGUAUGGCUAAGCCUGAAGAGGUUCUUAUAGUUGAAGAUGAAAAUGGAAAUAUUGUUCGUGAAACAAUGAAGGACAAUGAUGUUCUUGUUCAAUAUAAGAGCAUGAGAGAGACUCUUAUCUACUUGUCACAUCUUGAUCAUGAGGACACUGAAAAGCAGAUGCUGAAGAAAUUAAGUAAACAGUUAAGUGGUGAGGAUUGGACAUGGAAUAAUUUGAACACGCUCUGCUGGGCAAUAGGGUCCAUAUCUGGCUCUAUGAUGGAAGAUCAGGAAAACAGAUUUUUGGUUAUGGUCAUCCGGGAUUUGUUAAAUCUUUGCGAGAUUACUAAGGGAAAAGAUAACAAAGCGGUUAUUGCUAGUAAUAUCAUGUAUGUUGUUGGGCAGUAUCCACGCUUUUUAAGAGCCCACUGGAAGUUUCUAAAAACUGUUGUUAAUAAGUUGUUUGAGUUUAUGCAUGAGACACAUCCCGGAGUUCAGGAUAUGGCGUGUGACACUUUUUUGAAAAUUGUUCAGAAGUGUAAACGUAAAUUUGUAAUCACCCAGGUUGGUGAAUCUGAGCCAUUUGUAUCUGAACUUCUCUCAGGCCUUCCAACAACCAUUGCGGAUCUUGAACCCCAUCAGAUUCACACAUUUUAUGAAUCGGUUGGCCACAUGAUUCAAGCAGAAUCUGAUGCCCAGAAAAGAGAUGAAUAUCUUCAACGAUUGAUGGAACUUCCAAAUCAGAAAUGGCUUGAAAUAAUUGGGCAGGCGCAUCAAAAUGUUGAUUUUCUGAAGGAUCAGGAGGUGAUCCGGACUGUGCUUAAUAUAUUACAGACAAACACAAGUGUUGCAUCUUCUUUAGGAACAUAUUUUCUGCCCCAAAUUACGUUGAUCUUUUUGGACAUGCUGAAUGUGUACAGAAUGUACAGUGAGCUUAUAUCAACAAGCAUUUCAGAAGGAGGCCCUUUUGCAUCUAAAACAUCAUACGUAAAACUCUUACGUUCGGUGAAGAGGGAGACACUUAAGUUGAUCGAUACAUUCUUGGACAAAGCUGAAGAUCAACCACAAAUUGGGAAACAAUUUGUUCCCCCAAUGUUGGAUCCUGUUUUGGGAGAUUACUCUAGGAAUGUGCCAGAUGCUAGGGAAUCAGAAGUUUUGUCACUUUUUGCUACAAUUGUGAACAAAUAUAAAGCUGCAAUGGUUGAAGACAUACCUCGCAUAUUUGAAGCUGUUUUCCAGUGCACACUGGAGAUGAUUACAAAAAAUUUUGAAGAUUACCCGGAGCAUAGGCUCAAGUUCUUCUCUUUACUCCGUGCCAUAGCUACCUAUUGUUUUCCUGCAUUGAUCUGUUUAUCAAGUCAGCAACUAAAACUUAUCAUGGAUUCAAUUAUAUGGGCAUUUCGGCAUACUGAAAGGAAUAUUGCUGAAACUGGGCUUAACUUGUUGUUGGAGAUGCUGAAGAAGUUUCAGGCAUCUGAGUUCUGUAAUCAGUUUUACAGGACGUACUUUUUGACAAUUGAGCAAGAGAUAUUUGCUGUUUUGACAGACACAUUCCACAAGCCUGGGUUCAAAUUACAUGUUUUAGUUCUACAGCAUCUGUUCUGUCUGCUGGAAAGUGGUGUCUUAACUGAGCCAAUCUGGGAUGUCGCUACAAAUCCAUAUCCUUAUCCAAGUAAUGCAGCAUUUGUACGUGAGUGCACCAUAAAACUUCUGAGCACUUCAUUUCCCAACAUGACUUCAUCGGAGGUUACACAAUUUGUCAAUGGACUUUUUGAGUCUACCAAUGAUCUCUCUACAUUCAAAAAUCACAUACGAGAUUUUCUUGUACAAUCGAAAGAGUUUUCAGCUCAGGAUAACAAGGAUCUCUAUGCAGAAGAGGCUGCGGCUCAGAGAGAAAGAGACCGACAAAGGAUGCUGUCUAUUCCGGGACUCAUUGCCCCGAACGAGUUGCAAGAUGAAAUGGUGGACUCAUAAAUCAGGUUACAGCAAUGGAAUUGACAUGACUUUGUUCUCGCAGGUGCCUCAAUCGAAGUUGUAGAGUCUUUGAAACAGAAGUGCACCAUUUUCCUCCCAAAGUUUAGGUUUACCCUUCCUCCCAUGAUAUUUCGCUUCGGGAUUUGGUUUGGCAAAAAAAGUUGCUGAUUGCAGAGGUUUGGUUGGCGGGCGAUACUGCCUUUGUUUAUUGGGCGAGUGUAGAUUAUUUUAGUGGCUAAUUUAGGAAGGUAAUAUUGAGUCCUCUGUAAGGGAAUUGGUGAAAGGCUUCUUUCCAAUAGAAUUCACAAAAUGGACUGAUUGCACGACUCAAUUCCUACUUAUUCAUUUCUCCUCUUAGAUCUGACCUCCUAACCUCUGGCGGUUUGUGCAGAAAACCCUUGUGUUUUGAUAUUUUUGUAUUUCUUUUUCUUUUUGAACGAUCAAUUUUUAGGGCAAUGAUGUACACUUGCUGCAUUUAAUAUAUGGGUUGUGUUAUUAGUGUUU
Messenger RNA from Prosopis cineraria, 3967 nucleotides. Its product is annotated as protein EXPORTIN 1A. Gene Ontology annotation, cellular component: cytoplasm; nucleus. Gene Ontology annotation, biological process: ribosomal small subunit export from nucleus; ribosomal large subunit export from nucleus; protein export from nucleus. NCBI's taxonomy places the organism in Eukaryota, Viridiplantae, Streptophyta, Magnoliopsida, Fabales, Fabaceae. The record is from RefSeq and is a predicted model, not a curated record. The transcript is spliced from 32 exons. Gene Ontology annotation, molecular function: small GTPase binding; nuclear export signal receptor activity. Bases 215 to 3463 code for a protein of 1082 amino acids.